AUGCUACUAACAGGUCUCCACCUCCUGCCCGUCGUCCUCUGGAUUGGCACGGAAGGAAAGGUCAAAGUUCAAGACCACAAAACAAAACCAGCCAGAGCACCUUUGAUCCCUCAUCGGCCGUUUGUGGUUGUCUGGAACGCCCCUACAGAGUCGUGUCGCCUGCGUUUUAGGGUGGACUUGGACCUCAGCAUUUUUGACAUAGUAGCGAACCUUAACGAGACCUUAAGUGGACCAAAUGUCACAAUAUUCUACCACAGUCAUCUGGGAUACUACCCAUACUACUCCAGCUCAGGAGCUGCUAUCAAUGGUGGUCUACCACAGAACCAGAGCCUUUCCAAACAUCUGAACAAGGCCAGAGUAGACAUUGAUAAGCUAAUACCACACAAAGAUUUCCGAGGCCUUGGAGUCAUUGACUGGGAAAACUGGAGGCCUCAGUGGGUGCGAAAUUGGGGUUCCAAAGACAUUUACCGUCAAAAGUCUAAGGAACAGAUCCAUAAACUUCACCCACACUGGCCAGAGAGCAAAGUGGAAAAGGAGGCAAAAGAACGCUUUGAGAAGUCAGGGCGAGCUUUCAUGAAUCUAACCCUGGCUCUCGCUGAGGCUCGCAGACCACACGGUCUCUGGGGGUUUUAUCUUUUCCCAGACUGUUACAAUUAUGGCUACAAACAACAUCCCCAAUGCUACACGGGGGAGUGUCCUAAUGUUGAACAUGUUCGCAAUGACCAUUUGAUGUGGCUCUGGAAGGAAAGCACUGCGCUCUACCCGUCCAUCUACCUGGACUUUGAGCUGAAGUCUUCCACCAACACGGUCAAGUUUGUUCACUAUCGAGUAAAGGAAGCGAUGAGGAUCGCAUCCAUUGCACGGGCAGACUACACAUUGCCUGUCUUUGUCUACUCCAGACCUUUUUACGCCUAUACCUUUGUUGUUCUUUCAGAGAGGGACUUGGUUCAUACCAUCGGGGAGAGCGCUGCCUUGGGAGCAUCAGGUGUUGUCCUGUGGGGGUCAUCAGAGUACGCUCGAUCAAAGAGGAACUGCCUCACUGUGAAGCGGUACAUCGAUGGUCCUUUGGGACAUUAUGUCAUCAACGUCACCUCAGCAGCUAAACUCUGCAGCAAAGCACUUUGCAAGAAGAAUGGACGAUGCGUCCGCAAGAGCUUGGACUCCGAUUCUUACCUUCACCUGAACCCACGCUACUUUCAUAUUCACCACAAUCCGGCACCCGAGGGCCCCCGCUUUGAGGUACGGGGCCACCUCAACAGCCAAGACAUUAUGGACAUGAGGCAAAAGUUUACCUGCCAGUGCUACCAGGGCUGGACUGGCGUUUACUGUGAGAUUCCACAAACAGCUCCGUCACCUGACCUGCUUCCACGGAGGAUUGACCUGAUGACCCGCCUUAAGCUCCUCCUUUCCCUCCACUUCCCCUGUCUUUGCAUCGUCCUGUUUUUGGUCUCAUGUCUAAUCAUAAAAGGUCUCAUACUGUAG
Molecule: messenger RNA, 1482 nt
Organism: Cyprinodon variegatus (sheepshead minnow)
Lineage: Eukaryota; Metazoa; Chordata; Actinopteri; Cyprinodontiformes; Cyprinodontidae
Gene: hyal6
Product: hyaluronidase-2-like
Exons: 3
Coding region: 1-1482 (493 amino acids)
Biological process (GO): hyaluronan catabolic process; carbohydrate metabolic process
Molecular function (GO): hyalurononglucosaminidase activity
Source: RefSeq, a predicted model, not a curated record